CUUCUUUAAUAAUAUUCUUCCUUGAAUAUUAAUUAAUUCCUACUCUUAUUUCAUAUUAAUAUUUUGAACAUUACUUAAAGGAUCAAUUAGUUUUGUUUCAUAUAUUAAUUAUUACUAGAAACGAUCAACGAACCGAUGGUUAAUCGUUGAUGGUUUCACAAGUAAGUAACUUCGGUUUAUUAAUGCACGGUCGUGGUUAAUAAACUUAAGAGGGAUUAAUUUUGUUGGUUAAAUCGAAACCGCUUGUGUUGAGGUUAUCAAUCUCAAUUGAUUUCAUCAAGGAGUUAGAAAGAUUAAAUGCUACUAUUAAAUCGGUAUACGGCAUUGUUCUAUAUUUGAUUAAUAGUAAGGGUUAUUAAUGAACGGUCGUUGUUAAUAACUACCCUCGAUGAAGUGGAUAUACUCCCCGAUUGAGUAUUCGAGAGGGAAUAAGUUAUAGAUAUAACAAUGAUCGACUAAAAUAUAUCAACAAGUGGAAAGUAGCAAUGCCAAGUCCUUUUUAUCUUUGAAUUAAACACAUAUAGGUUGUUCAUCUUAGUUUCUUAAUUGAAUUAAAUCACUCAAAACCAAAACCCCCCUUUUUAAUUACUAGUUUCAUAGAAAGAAAAUCAUUCCUUUCCCUGUGGAUACGAACUCUACUACGCUAUACUACGUAUAAGUGUUUAGUAUUGAAAUUAUUUUGACGCACCGUGACAAAGUGCUCGUCAAAUUUGGCGCCGUUGUCGGGGAAAGGCAAUUAUUUUUCUUUCUAUUUUAUUUCAAAGAAAAAUAAAAAAAAAUUAUAUAUAAAGAUUUCUAUUUUGGCUGAGCUUUGUUUGAGUAUAUGGUUAAACACCGAUCUAUAAACCAAAUCACCUACCAAACAAAGCCCGAAACAGAACAAGCCUUCGAGAGGUUCAGGAAUCUAUUUCCGAAUACUUCUUCGGAGGAAUCAUCAAGUGCUAGUUCUCAUUCUAGUGAAUCCGAAGAGUCCUUUCACAUGGCUCUUGAAACAAGAACGUUAAGGGAGCUAACGGCUCCGAAUCUAAAUCAACAACCCUUAUGUAUCACUUUUCCAACUCUUGAUACGGGGGUCACAUUCGAGCUAAAAUCUGGGCUCAUUCAUCUACUUCCCUCUUUCCAUAGCUUACGAGGGAAGAUCCAAAUAAACACCUGUCAGAGUUCCAUAUUGUGUGCACAAGCAUGUGCCCUAAUGGCGUGUCCGAGGAGCAAAUCAAGCUGAGAGCCUUCCCAUUCUCUCUCAAAGACACCGCCAAAGAUUGGUUAUUUUAUCUUCCCUCGGGGAGCAUCAAUACAUGGGCUCAAAUGAAGAAGAGCUUCCUUGACAGGUACUAUCCCGCAUCUAUCUCUUCAAGUCUCAAGAAGCAAAUCAGCAACAUUGAGCAAGCAGACAAUGAGACCUUGUAUGAAUAUUGGGAGCGCUUUAAAAAAUUAUGUGCUAGUUGCCCAUAUUAUGGAUAUUCAGAACAAGAUCUCAUCCUCUACUUCUAUGAUGGACUUGUUGAUCAAGAUAGACGCAUGGUGAAUGCGGCAUGCGGAGGGGGUAUUGUCAACAAAACCCCUUCUCAAGCAAGAGACCUCAUUUCGGAGUUGGCCGAAAACUCGAGACAUUACAACGGAAGGUCAUCAUCGAGACGAGUCAUGGCAGCGGAAUCCAUAAAUAUACUAAAUUGAAAAAUUAAAACUUAACCAGUUUUGACUUUACCCGUGUGGCUAAAUAAUCUCAAAAUAAUACAUUUUACUUCAAGUAGCUUUUCAAUUCAUUUAAUAAUAAUAAAAAAUCAACUCCUUGAAAAUCUCAAAAGUUUAUAAUCACAACUAACUCAAUUUGGUAUGAGCUUAUAAACAAGUUUCAAUAUAAAAUCAUUAAUAUCUAUUAGUCCAUAUUCAUAUGUAAUACAACUCCUUUAUAACAUUUGUGUAUUAACCUUUAUUUACCGGGAAUAAGAUGGAAUGGAUCAAAAUAAAUAUUUCGAAACAUGUAAUAUCGUUUCGUUCGUAGUGGCUAGUUCAAUUUAUUUCCUAUUGCUCAAAUUAGUUAUUUUAAUGUAUUUCAAAAUGUACAAUAUCCUUAUUAAGAUUUUGCUCUUUAAUUGAGUUGUUAAUAUCUCGUAAUUUUAUUUAUAACAUGUGGAGCGAUAUAAAUAUAACGGAUUGUUUGAUCAAUUCGCAACCAAGUGGAAAAUUCCGGAUUGGGAGUUUGACGGUUAAGAGCAUCUAUGGAAUAAGUAGGUGGUACCUGAAUGGAGCCAUCAACCAUGCCAAGGAGAGCUUGGGACAACAGAAAUGAUUCGAACUAUGUCCACCAAGUAGUGUAGUCUUCCACCACCAAAAGUUUGGUAGUUACUAUAUUUGUGACAUUGGUUGCCACAUGAGAGAUGGUUUGAGCAAGAUCCGUGAGGAGAGUCCCGGUCGGGCUGGCUGUUGGUGUGCGAGACGGGAGCAUGACGGAGGAGACACCAGGUGAGCCGACGAACGUGGGGCCAGCAAAGGUAGGGCCGGCUGAGAGGGGCGGCAGCUCUAGAGGGACAGGCUGCACGGGAAUUGGAGCGGACCAGAGGAACACUGACGGAACAUUCUGAAACAGAGAAUAUGGCAUAGAGACCCGGGUUGGUGAAGUAAAGUUGGAGGAGAAAGUCACACCGGAAGAAACUGACGUUGGUGCCGGCAGCGAUCCAAUGGACGGAGGAGCGCCGGGGGUGAUGACGGUCGUGGGCGCUGCCGUGGAGGCGUGCUGGGCCGAGGUUGCCGUCAUGCUGAAGGCUGCGGAAGCGGAGGUCGACAUGCUGCAGCGGCUGGCUAGCGGCGCCGAAGAAGUACGGGCGGCGGCGGCGCUUGGGUUUAGUGAGAGAGAGAAUCGAAAAAAAUUAAUGUGCUCUUAAUAGCAUGUGAGAAUAAUGGAAAGGUUGCUUCCUAAGAAGUCCUGACAAAUAUAUUUAUAUUAAAGAGAGUUUAAUGUAAAGUACAAUAUUAAGUCUCUAAUGAUUCUAUUACACACAAGUCUACUUUCUUGUCGAUUGUCUGAAAUUACUAAUUCCAGGCCAUAAUGAGCUGAAUAGUCCCUAGUGAACAUGGCCAGAGUUUAUUAGAUUGGAGUAGAGUUUUAAGGUGCACAUAUAUAUAAUAAAUCUUUCUU
Messenger RNA from Cuscuta europaea, 3136 nucleotides. The record is from the annotation of a GenBank genome assembly. Lineage: Eukaryota; Viridiplantae; Streptophyta; Magnoliopsida; Solanales; Convolvulaceae.